AUGGCGUUGAAAGCUGAAUUUGCAUUUUUAUUUGAAGCUCACAACAGUCCUCGAUAUGCUAAGAACGGACAGAAAAUCGAAGAAGCAAAUGCCUUUCAGAAUGUUCCGAGAUCAGAGAGCGGCUCAAAACCAGAAUUGCCACCCGAUGUUACCAAAGAAAAAUGUAAAGUUUUGUUGAAGCAGAUGGCAUCAGGAGUGGAAGCACUGAAGAGCGAUUCGAACCUAUGGAUCAACGACUCGUGGAAAAACCAGGCUACGCAGUACGUGCUGGAUAACCUACAGAAGAUGAUCAAAUGCAUCAAACAUUUUAACGGUUCUGAAAUGAUUUUGUACUAA
This is a messenger RNA of Soboliphyme baturini, 336 nucleotides long. Lineage: Eukaryota; Metazoa; Nematoda; Enoplea; Dioctophymatida; Soboliphymatidae. The record is from the annotation of a GenBank genome assembly.